AUGUACUUGUUUCGAUCGGCGAUAAGAUUGAGCAGAGAUGAGGAGAAUUGUUUACCUUUUAACCAGGAGCUCAGGAUUGAGGACUUUAAGGUCCUCACCCUCCUUGGGAAAGGCUCCUUUGCAUGUGUUUACCGGGCCAAAUCUAUAAGGACCGGUCUGGAGGUUGCUAUCAAAACGAUUGACAAAAAAGCAAUGCACAAAGCUGGUAUGGUCCAGCGUGUGACAAACGAGGUGGAGAUUCAAUGCCGAUUGAAACAUCCUUCUAUUCUCGAGCUGUACAACUACUUUGAGGACAGCAACUAUGUGUACCUGGUGUUGGAGAUGUGCCACAACGGAGAGAUGAGUCGGUGCCUAAAAGAGCAGGAAACAGCAUUCUCUGAGGAUGAAGCACGACAUUUCAUGCAUCAAAUAUUGAAAGGAAUGCUGUACUUGCAUACCCACGGCAUAUUGCAUCGAGACCUGACCUUGUCUAACCUUUUGCUGACGAGCAGCAUGAACAUUAAGAUUGCGGACUUUGGGCUGGCCACUCAGCUCAAACUCCCAACUGAAAAGCACUUCACCAUGUGUGGGACGCCCAACUACAUCUCCCCAGAGGUGGCCACUCGCAGCGCUCACGGUCUUGAAUCGGACGUCUGGUCGCUGGGAUGCAUGUUCUACGCAUUCCUGAUGGGUCGCCCUCCGUUUGACACGGACUCAGUGAAGAACACUCUGUCUAAAGUGGUUCUCGGGGAGUAUGAUAUGCCUAGCCAUAUUUCUCUGGAGGCUCAGGACCUGAUCCACCAGUUGCUGCAGAGGGACCCCGCCCAUCGGCCCAGCCUGUCUGCAGUGCUGGACCACCCGUUCAUGACCCAAAGCCUGCUGGUCCGGACCAAGGAUCAGGGGUUGGUGGAUGAUUGUUCCAUGGACAGCGGCAUUGCCACCAUCUCCAUAGCUUGCACCUCCUCCAUUUCAGCCAGCAGCAGCAGCCGCCUCCAGAGGAGAACCAGGAACAUGAUCGGCUCUGCCCUGCCGAACAGAAUGGUGCCCAUUUCAACCUUUUCACGCAAACCCAUCAGCGCCUGUUUUGAGGAUGGAGACCAGUGGCAGCAGCAGCAGCAUCAAGCGGAUAUAUUUCACAGGGAGGGAAGAAGCAGGGGGGUUCAUGGUGGAGACAGCAGGGAGCCUCACUCCCGCUACCUGAGGAGGGCGCACUCCUCAGAACGCUCGGGAUCGGGCCGGGGGCCGGGUCACGCCGAGCUGGGGAGAAGCCACUCAGAGGAGAAUCUGACUGGUUUAGAACUACGAGAGCAUGGGCGGCUCCCCUCUCCCCCCGUGAAACAGUCGACAAAUUCUGGGUAUUUGUUACCCACACAGAAUGCACAUCCAACAAACCUGCAAUUUCAAGACCUGGAUGGAGUUACAAAUUGGCUUAAUAAUGACGGUUCUGGUCAGAGGCCGGCAGACGGCAGCACUCACAGCAGCAGCGGCAGCUUUCAUAGCGGUCGAGGACCUCUGGGGAAUCAUAACUCCUGGACCGACAAGCCCAUGGGCCGAGGUGUGAACCACAACCAGCAACACGUGCAACACAACCUUCACUCCAACUCUGACUCGUUCAGGGAAAAUAUACCAGAGUUCCAGCCUCCUCACAGCAGGGAAGUAAAGCUGCCUUCAGCUAAACCCGGUGUGGAUAAAGAGAAGAAAACGCUGAGAGACAUAAUCCUGCCCCUGUGCGCAUCCAGACUGAAGCCUAUCAGACAGAAGACCAAAAAUGCUGUUGUGAGCAUUCUGGACACAGGUGACGUGUGUAUGGAGUUGUUAAAAAGCCACAGCGGUCAAGAAAGGGUCAAAGAAGUCCUCCGGAUUUCCUGUGACGGUUCCAUGGUGACAAUAUACCAGCCUAAUGGUGGAAAGGGGUUUCCUGUCCUGGACUGUCCUCCUGCUCCACCUGAAGAUAUUCUGAUCUGCAGCUACGAGGACCUUCCAGAAAAAUACUGGAAGAAGUACCAAUACGCCUCUACGUUUGUGCAGCUUGUGAAAUCCAAGACUCCAAAAGUGACCCUUUACACCAAGUACGCAAAAGUCAUGCUGAUGGAGAACGCUCCGAAUGCAGACCUGGAAGUUUGUUUUUAUGAUGGAGCAAAGACCCACAAGACGUCGGAGCUGGUGCGAGUGGUGGAGAAGAGCGGGAAGUCGUACACGGUGAAGGGCGAGGUGGGGCUGAGCGUCCUGAGCCCGGAGAGCAGGAGGUAUGUGGAGCUGUCUGACGAGGGCCAUAGCAUGUGUUUGUCCCUGGAGGCCGCCAUCUCAGCGGAGGAGCAGCGCAGCACCAAGAAAGUCCCUUUCUUCCCCAUCACUAUUGGCAGGAGACCUGCCACCCCUACCAUCCCAGGCUCUUCGUCCCUGCCCUCCCACCCGGUGCCUCCUGAUACUGCUUCACCUCCUCAACCUCCGCAAAUCACUCCUUCAAUGAUCUCGUAUGACGGGUCUGAUUUCACCACAGCCAGCCUGAAUAGGAAAACCUCCCCGCUGCGACAGGACACAGGGAAAGUGGUGAAGUCGAUAUUUGUGCCCAAUGUUGGAUGGGCAUCCCAGCUGACGAGUGGAGAGGUGUGGGUGCAGUUCAACGACGGCUCCCAGCUGGUGGUUCAGGCGGGAGUUUCCUGCAUCACCUACACAUCUCCAGACAGGAGGGUCACCAGGUACAAGGAGAGCGAGAAGUUGCCAGAGCACGUCAAGGAGAAGCUGCACUGUCUCUCCACCAUCCUGGGCCUGCUGACCCUCCACAGCGCAUCAUCUCCAACCUCAUUAACUACUUGUAGUUAUAAAUAACAAAACCUCCCAGCAGCUGGCAGGGAACAAAACAUAGCAUUAGAAAACUUUUGUACUGUCUUGUGUUCUUGUAAAUAUUUGUAUUGUUUUGUUUUUUUACAUGUACAGAAGACUAAGAUUAUGAAAAGAUAUAUUUUAUUUUAAUAACAAACCCUUUUGUCAGUGUUGAAAAAAAGUCCUUAUUUUUGACUGUCUCCAAUUCAAUGAUAUGUGCAAACCAUAAACGCUCAGUCAAUAAACAUCUGGAGGUUUGGUGGAGAAAUGCUGCACUUUGUUUUGCAGUGGUUUUAUUCACUAAGAGAUCUUUGUAGAAAGAAAUUAAAGUAUUUCAAGAUGACCAUUAGAGGUCACCUGAACGGAUUGAGCAGAAUUAAGAGACAGUUUCUCGAGUAGUCUCAUGUAACAGAUAUAAGGUGUCUGCUACAUGAGACUACUAUACAUGAAAGCAAUUAGUGACAAGUACUUGGUGCGGUAAACAAAACUGAAUUAAAAAGUCAGAUAAGGGUUCACAUGUUUAUUUCGCCCUGUUGGUUUGGCCAUUUAAUUACAAAAGGAUUGCGGAUUCCUCUCAAUUACAGAACUGAUACAAAACAUACUGUACGGAUGUUAGCCUAGGCAUAUAUACACGUACUGUACAAGACACCCAAGAAGUAAACAUUCAGGUGGAAACUGGAGCAGGAUGACAACGUCUGGGUUGCAGUAAUGACAGAAGGCAGGAUUAACCAUUUAUUUCCCAUUAAGAAGCACGAUAAGGAACACAACAUAGGACACACAAUAUAGUGGUGUACACAGAUUUCAGCCUGUCCAGCUUUAACAGGGGCGCACCCAUCAAAUGUUUCCCCGUUUUCUAGAGGAGGAACCAUGGGGUUAGAGUUUCUCUGAACCUGCUGCUUUACACGCUGAAUUAUUUUCUUCAUGACACACAAAUUGUGGGAGAUAAAACCAGAAUGCUAACCACUUUGUGGAAAUAUUCUCACAAUGUGAUCUAAAGAAGACCACAUCUCAGAGCAUCAAUGAUUUUCUUUUUGUCCCAGAGAGAUGUUGUUGAGAUGGCUGCACUGACACUUAUUCAAGGACAGUUCCAUCAGAUACAGAAGGAGGACAUGGGACAGCUAGGAGGAGCUCUCUGGGACAAGAGAAGAAGAAGCAGGCUCAGAGGAAUGUGAAAAUCUACAGGUUGGCACUCCUUCCCACUAGAUGCUAGAGGGAGACAACAGCAUCAACCACACGUGUCCCUUUGACACCACCUGUACAACCA
Molecule: messenger RNA, 4066 nt
Organism: Notothenia coriiceps (black rockcod)
Lineage: Eukaryota; Metazoa; Chordata; Actinopteri; Perciformes; Nototheniidae
Gene: plk4
Product: polo-like kinase 4 (Drosophila)
Exons: 17
Coding region: 1-2808 (935 amino acids)
Biological process (GO): protein phosphorylation
Cellular component (GO): nucleus
Molecular function (GO): protein kinase activity; ATP binding; protein binding
Source: RefSeq, a predicted model, not a curated record